ACAAAGCAUGGCGAGCGGCUACAUGGAGCAGCAGCAACUCCAUAACUUUGUGGUCCAGGAGGAGGGGCAAGAAGAGGAGAUGCCCGCCACUGAGAAGGACCUGGCCGAGGACGCUCCAUGGAAGAAGAUCCAGCAGAAUACGUUCACCAGGUGGUGCAAUGAGCACCUCAAAUGUCUCCACAAGCGCAUCAUGGACCUGCAAAAGGACCUGGGUGAUGGCCUCAAGCUGAUUGGACUUUUGGAGGUUCUGAGCCAGAAGAACAUGUACCGCAAGUACCACGGCAGACCCAACUUCCGCCAGAUGAAGCUGGAGAACGUGUCGGUGGCACUGGAGUUCCUGGAGCGUGAACACAUCCGCCUCGUUUCCAUAGACUCCAAAGCCAUCGUGGACGGGAAUCUAAAGCUGAUCCUGGGUCUUAUCUGGACCCUGAUCCUGCACUACUCCAUUUCCAUGCCCAUGUGGGAGGACGGGGACGAUGAGGAUGCCAAGACGCUGACCCCCAAGCAGCGUCUUCUGGGCUGGAUCCAGAACAAGGUGCCGCAAAUGCCCAUUACCAACUUCCACCGGGACUGGAGGGAUGGCAAGGCCCUAGGAGCCCUGGUGGACAAUUGCGCCCCCGGUCUCUGUCCGGACUGGGAGACUUGGGAUCCAAGACAGCCGGUGGAAAAUGCCAGAGAGGCUAUGCAGCAGGCAGACGACUGGCUGGGCGUACCUCAGGUCAUCGCACCGGAGGAGAUUGUUGACCCCAAUGUGGAUGAGCACUCGGUUAUGACCUACCUGUCUCAGUUCCCCAAAGCGAAACUGAAACCUGGGGCCCCUUUGAGGGCAAAGACACUACAUCCAAAGAGAGCUAAAGCCUUUGGACCAGGCAUUGAACCUCGAGGGAAUGUGGUUCUGAAGCCAGCAGAGUUUCUGGUGGAGACAGUCGAGGCUGGACUGGGCGAGGUUCUUGUUUAUGUGGAGGACAUGGAGGGUCAUACAGAAGAGGCCCGAGUGAUCCCCAAUAAUGACAAGAACAGAACCUACUCUGUGUUCUACCUGCCCAAAGUGGAGGGUCUUCAUAAAGUAAAGGUCUUGUUUGCGGGCCAAGACAUUGACAGGAGUCCCUUCAUGGUCAAUGUCUCCAAAGCCAUGGGUGACCCAACCCGAGUUCAGGCUCAUGGUUUGGGACUGCAGCAUUUUGGAAACAUGGCCACCAAGCCCACCUACUUUGACAUCUACACAGCAGGUGCUGGCUCCGGAGACGUGGGCGUGGUCAUCGUGGAUUCAAACGGCCGGAGGGAUACAGUAGAGGUAGUCCUGGAGAACAAAGGCGACAGCGUCUUUCGAUGCACCUACGUUCCCGUCCUGGAGGGGCUGCACACGGUCUAUGUGACCUUUGCCAGCCAGCAGAUUCCCAGAAGCCCCUUUCCGGUCCACAUUGCAGAAGCCUGCAACCCACACGCCUGCAGGGCACACGGCCGAGGCUUACAGCCCAAAGGUUUGAGGGUAAAGGAAGUGGCGGAUUUUAAAGUUUACACAAAAGGAGGCGGCAGCGGCGAGCUUCAAGUUGCAGUGAAGGGGCCAAACAGCAUGGAGGAGCCGGUGAAGAUGGUCGAGGUGGAUGGUGGACUCUACAGUUGUAACUAUUACCCUAUCGUGACAGGAAAUUAUAUCAUCAUCAUUACCUGGGGGGGUCACAGCAUCCCACGCAGCCCGUUUGAUGUUCAUGUGAGCGAGGAGGCAGGGCCUCAGAAGGUGCGGGCCUGGGGUCCUGGUCUGGAGACAGGAAUGGUGGGAAAGAGUGCCGACUUUGUGGUGGAGGCAAUUGGGACAGAGGUGGGAACGUUGGGAUUCUCCAUUGAGGGUCCUUCUCAGGCCAAAAUUGAGUGUGAUGAUAAAGGAGACGGGUCAUGUGAUGUGAGGUACUGGCCCACGGAACCCGGCGACUACGCUGUUCACGUCAUAUGUGAUGAUGAGGAUGUGAAGGACAGCCCCUUUAUGGCGCACAUCCUGCCUGCCGCCACUGACCUUCACCCAGAGAAGGUGAGGUGUUACGGGCCAGGUCUCGACCCUGUAGGCUGCAUCGUCAACAAACCAGCCGAUUUCACCAUUGACGCCCGAGAGACUGGCAGAGGCGAGCUGAAGCUCUACGCUCAAGAUGCUGAAGGAUGCCCCAUUGAUGUGGAUAUGAGGGACAAUGGUGAUGAGACCUUCCUGUGUGUUUAUGUCCCCACAAAGCCUAUUAAGCACACCAUCAUUGUCACGUGGGAAGAGAUCAACAUCCCCAACAGCCCCUAUAGGGUGAGCAUCGGAGAGGGCAGCCAUCCGGAAAAUGUGAAGGUGUAUGGUCCUGGAGUGGAAAGAACUGGACUGAAGGCCAAUGAGCCGACCUACUUUACUGUGGAUUGCAGUGAGGCUGGACAGGGCGAUGUCAGUAUCGGUAUCAAGUGUGCGCCAGGCGUGGUCGGACCAGCUGAGGCCGACAUCGACUUUGACAUUAUUAAGAAUGACAACGACACGUUCACGGUGAAGUACACUCCCCCGGGGUCGGGUCAGUACACCAUCAUGGUGGUGUUCGCCGACCAGGAAAUUCCAAUCAGCCCCUUUAGGAUAAAAGUGGAUCCUUCUCACGAUGCUGCUAAAGUGAAAGCGGAAGGACCUGGACUCAACAAGUCGGGCGUGGAAGCGGGAAAGCCGACUCACUUCACCAUUUACACUAAAGGAGCAGGCAAAGCCCAACCACAAGUCCACUUUACCGGCGCCACAAAAGACGAUGCCGUACGCGACUUUGAGAUUAUCGACAACCAUAAUUACUCCUACACGGUCCGCUACACCUCAGCCCAACAGGGAAGUUUGUCCAUCACUGUGCUUCAUGGGGGUGAUCCCAUCCCGAAAAGUCCGUUUCACAUCAUAGUGGCUCCGCCUCUUGAUCUCAAGAAGAUCCAAGUUCACGGUCUUGCCAACAAGGUGGAUGUCGGAAAGGACCAGGAGUUCCACAUUAGCACUUUGGGCGCUGGUGGUCAAGGCCAACUAGAUGUGAAGAUAAUUUCUCCGUCUCAUCGACCAAUCCCGUGCAAGGUGGAGUCGGGUGCAGCCAAUGAGAUGUAUUCCGUGAGGUACAUUCCACCAGAGGAAGGACCUUACACUGUGGAGAUCAGCUAUGACGGGAACCCCAUCCCAGAAAGUCCGUUGGCAGUAGAGGGCAUCCUCCCCCCCGACCCCUCUAAGGUGCGAGCUUAUGGUCCAGGUCUUCAGGGUGGCGUAGUAGGAAUACUGGCACCUUUUGCUAUUGACACAAAGGGAGCUGGGACCGGUGGGUUAGGCCUGACAGUGGAAGGGCCCUGUGAGGCUAAAAUUGAAUGCCAGGACAACGGUGAUGGUUCAUGCUCCGUGUCUUACCUGCCCACUGAGUCUGGCGAGUACGCCAUCAACAUCCUAUUUGCGGACCAGCACAUCCCCGGAUCUCCUUUCAAGGCGUCAGUCCAGUCUGUGUUUGACCCGAGCAAGGUAACCGCUAGCGGGCCUGGACUGGAGCAUGGAAAAGUCAACGAGGCUGCAUCUUUUCUGGUGGACUGCUCCAAAGCCGGAGAAGCGGAGCUUACGAUCGAGAUUAUUUCUGAGUCGGGGUCCAAAGUUGAGGUUCAUGUGGAGAACAAUGGUGACGGAACCUACUCUAUCACCUAUAUCCCACAGUUCCACGGCAUGUAUACAAUCACUGUCAAGUAUGGAGGACAUCUAGUGCCACAGUUUCCCGCCAACCUGCAAGUGGAACCGGCUCUGGAUAUCAGCGGGGUUGACGUCUACGGACCUGGGGUGGAACCCAGAGGAGUGUUGAGGGAAGUCACCACACAUUUUAUCGUGGAUGCCAGAAGUGUUAAUAACAGCUCUGGCGGCCAUGUUAAAGUGGUCAUUUCAAAUCCAUCAGGCUCCAACACGGACACUUUCAUCACAGACAAGGCUGAUGGCACGUGUCGUGUGGAGUACAUGCCUUUUGAGGACGGGCUGCAUCUCAUCGAAGUUUCAUACAAUGAUGAUAUUGUUCCCAAGAGUCCGUUCAGGGUGUCCGUUAAUGAAGGUUGUGAUCCAAGUCGAGUGCGAGCCUACGGGCCAGGCCUGGAGGAAGGUCUGGUCAGUAAACCCAACCAGUUUACAGUGGAGACCAGGGGUGCUGGCACAGGUGGUCUUGGCCUUGCCAUCGAGGGCCCUUCUGAGGCAAAGAUGUCCUGUAAGGACAACAAAGAUGGCAGCUGUAGCGUGGAGUACAUUCCCUUUAGUCCUGGAGAAUAUGAUGUCAACGUCACCUUUGGAGGACUUCCAAUUCAAGGAAGUCCAUUUCGGGUCACAGUGCGAGAGCUGAUUGAUCCCACUAAGGUGAGGUGUUCUGGGCCUGGUCUUGGAAGUGGAGUUCGUGCUCACGUCUGUCAGACUUUCACAGUGGACAGCAGCAAAACUGGUGUAGCCCCUUUAGAAGUCCAGAUAUUUGGCCCUACAGGUUUCACUGAGCCUGUCAGUGUUAAAGACAACGGUGGUGGGUAUUACACGGUCAACUACACCCCUGCCAUUGAGGGCCCGUACACAGUGAGUGUCAAGUAUGCCAAGCAGGAAGUCCCUCGAAGUCCAUUCAAGAUCAAGACCCUGCCUGUUCAUGAUGCCAGCAAGGUCCGUGCCAAUGGUCCUGGGCUAAAUACAUCCGGUGUUCCUGCCAGUCUGCCGGUGGAGUUCACCAUCGACGCCAGAGAUGCUGGUGAAGGAUUGCUCACCGUUCAGAUUUUGGAUCCUGAGGGGAAGCCUAAGAAGGCGAACAUCCGGGACAAUCGGGAUGGGACCUACACUGUGUCCUAUGUACCGGACAUGACUGGGCGUUACACCAUCACCAUCAAAUAUGGUGGUGACGAGAUCCCAUACUCGCCCUACCGCAUCCAUGCCAAUCCAACGGGGGACGCCAGCAAAUGUCUCGUGACAGUAUCCAUUGGGGGACAUGGAUCAGGAUCCGGUGUCGGUCCGGCCAUCCAAAUCGGAGAAGAAACCAUAAUUACUGUUGACGCAAAGGCUGCUGGGAAAGGCAAGGUUACCUGCAAGGUUUCGACCCCUGAUGGCGCCGAGCUUGACGUGGAUGUGGUGGAAAAUGCUGAUGGGACAUUCGAUAUUUAUUACACGGCGCCUGAGCCCGGGAAGUAUGUCAUCACCAUCCGCUUUGGAGGGGAGCACAUCCCCAACAGUCCCUUCCAUGUACUGGCGACAAACAACCCCAUGGUCCCCGUCAAUGGGAUGCAGGCCGUGCUGCGUCCAUUCAGUCUGGUCAUUCCUUUCACCGUGCAGACAGGAGAAAUCACAGGUGAAGUGCGAAUGCCUUCUGGGCGUGCAGCCUGUCCGCACAUCGCAGACAACAAGGAUGGCACCGUCACUGUUAGGUACUCGCCGACCGAACGUGGCUUGCAUGUGAUGGACAUUAAGUACGACGGCCAUCACAUCCCAGGAAGUCCACUACAGUUUUUUGUAGAUGCCAUAAAUAGCGUUCAUGUGACCGCAUACGGCCCCGGUUUGAGCCACGGUGUCGCUAAUGAACCGGCGACCUUUAUGAUCGCUACCAAGGACGCUGGAGAAGGCGGUUUGUCUCUGGCAGUGGAAGGACCGUCCAAAGCCGAGAUCAGCUGCAAAGACAACAAAAAUGGCACCUGCACCGUGUCCUACUUGCCCACGGCGGCUGGGGACUAUAACAUCAUCGUCAAGUUUGAUGACAAGCACAUCGCCGGCAGCCCUUUCACCGCCAAGAUAACCGGCGACGGCCCUAUCACUUCAUCUCAGCUCAACGUUGGUACGGAAACCGACGUCUGCUUGAAGAUCACCGAGACGGACUUGAGCAGUCUGACGGCGACUAUCCAAGCUCCAUCCGGAAGCGAGGAGGCGUGUAUCCUGAAGAGACUUCUUAACAGACAUAUUGGAAUCUCAUUCACGCCAAAGGAAGUGGGUGAGCAUGUUGUGAGCGUGAUGAAGGGCGGCAAACAUGUGACCAACAGCCCGUUUAAGAUCAUGGUGGCCCAGUCAGAGAUCGGUGACGCCAGCAAGGUAAAAGUGUUUGGACCGGGUCUGGUAGAGGGACGCACUUUUGAGGUUGCCCACUUCAUCGUCGACACCCGGACUGCCGGCUACGGCGGUCUGGGUCUGUCUAUCGAGGGUCCCAGCAAAGUGGACAUUAACUGCGAGGAUGUGGAGGACGGCACAUGUCGCGUUACCUACUGUCCCACUGAGCCAGGAAACUACAUCAUCAACAUCAAGUUUGCAGACCAGCACGUCCCAGGAAGUCCCUUCACUGUAAAAGUAUUUGGCGAGGGCAGGAUGAAGGAGAGCAUCACCAGGAAGCGCCAGGCACCCGCCAUUGCCAGCGUGGGAAGCACCUGUGACCUGAACCUCAAGAUCCCAGGAAACUGGUUUCAGAUGGUCUCAGCGCAGGAACGCGUCACUCGCACCUUCACGCGCAGCAGCCACACAUACACACGCACUGAGCGAACGGAGAUCAGCAAAUCACGCGGCGGCGAGACCAAGCGGGAAGUGCGUGUGGAAGAGAGCACGCAGGUUGGAGAGCCGUUCAGAGAUGUCUUUGAAGACUUCCUAGAACGGGACAGUCUGAACAGCUUUGGUGGGAGGUCGCCAUCGCAGCAGGGGGAAGCCGCCACCCAAGAAAUGACAGCACAGGUGACAAGUCCUGGUGGCAAGUGUGAGGACGCCGAGAUUAUCCGAGGCGAGGACAGCACGUACAGCGUGCGAUUCGUUCCCCAGGAGAUGGGAGCACACGUGGUCAAUGUCAUGUAUCGAGGACAACACGUCCCUGGUAGCCCCUUCCAGUUCACCGUAGGACCCCUGGGAGAGGGAGGGGCCCAUAAGGUGCGAGCAGGCGGCACAGGUCUGGAGCGAGGUGUUGCUGGCAUUCCGGCUGAGUUCAGCAUCUGGACGAGAGAGGCGGGGGCGGGUGGGCUGUCAAUCGCAGUGGAGGGGCCCAGCAAGGCCGAGAUCACCUUUGAGGACCGCAAGGAUGGUUCCUGUGGGGUCUCCUAUGUGGUCCAGGAGCCUGGUGAUUAUGAGGUCUCAAUAAAAUUCAACGAUGAGCACAUUCCAGACUCGCCCUUCAGUGUCCCUGUGGCCACCUUGUCUGACGACGCCCGCCGCCUUACCAUUACCAGCCUUCAGGAAGCUGGACUAAAGGUGAACCAGGAAGCAUGCUUCGCCGUACAACUAAAUGGAGCUCAAGGCCUGAUCGACGCCAAGAUCCAUGCACCUUCUGGGGCCACGGAGGACUGUUUCAUUACCCAAGUGGAUGGUGAUCAGCACGCUAUCAGGUUUAUCCCCAAAGAGAACGGUGUUCAUUCCAUCAAUGUCCGUUUCAACGGCAGCCACGUACCCGGAAGCCCUUUCAAGAUCCGAGUGGGAGAACCUAGUCAAGUGGGUGACCCCAGCAAAGUGUUGGCCUCUGGGCCGGGCCUUGAGGGUGGCACUACAGGCGUGGCCUCAGAGUUCAGUGUGAACACGUGUAAUGCUGGUUGUGGCGCUCUGUCGGUGACCAUUGACGGUCCAUCCAAAGUCCAAAUGAACUGUCAGGAUUGCAGUGACGGCUACCGGAUCUCUUAUACCCCACUGGCUCCUGGAAACUAUCUGAUUUCCAUCAAAUAUGGAGGAGCCCAGCACAUUGUCGGUAGCCCCUUCAAGGCCAAAGUCUCAGGUUCACGCCUGUCCGGGGGUACCAGUCUUCAUGAGACGUCAUCCGUUCUCGUAGAAACCGUAACCAAGUCGUCUGCGGCGGGAAGUGCCUUUGCCUCAUUGCCCAAAUUCUCCUCAGAUGCCAGUAAGGUAGUCUCUAUGGGCGCCGGCCUAUCCAAAGCCUUUGUGGGCCAGAAGAACUCGUUCACAGUGGACUGCUGCAAAGCGGGAACCAACAUGUUGAUGGUGGGCGUGCACGGGCCUAAAGCGCCCUGCGAGGAGGUCUAUGUCAAGCACGCGGGCCACAAGUUGUAUAAUGUUACAUACACGGUCAAAGAGGUGGGAAACUAUAUUCUUAUUGUAAAAUGGGGCGAUGACCACGUGCCCGGGAGUCCCUUUCACGUCACUGUGCCUUGAAGGCGGGGUCUUGCUGCGCCCCUCCCCAUUUCUUGCUUUUUUCUCCUCAAAAGCCUCUUGUGUCGUCGUUUGGUGUUUAGUACUUCUUACAGAACUUUCUGACGAGAUGAUGGAACUGUGAUUUUUCUAUCUUUUUUUCAGUAGACGAUUUGACAAAGAGGGAGUUAAACGUGUUUAUGCUCACUCAAAGAAAAAAUACUUGAUGACUCGAACCAAAAACAAGUCAUUUGACACGUUUGCGAGGUCCAAACGUGAUGCAUUUUUAAGAAAAAAAACCUUCUAAUAAUAA
Messenger RNA from Entelurus aequoreus (snake pipefish), 8381 nucleotides. Its product is annotated as filamin-C-like. The record is from RefSeq and is a predicted model, not a curated record. Lineage: Eukaryota; Metazoa; Chordata; Actinopteri; Syngnathiformes; Syngnathidae. Bases 8 to 8092 code for a protein of 2694 amino acids. The transcript is spliced from 47 exons. Gene Ontology annotation, molecular function: actin filament binding. Gene Ontology annotation, biological process: actin cytoskeleton organization.